AACAAAGAUUAAAGUCCCUCAGUAUAGUACUACGCAACUAGCAACAUGGUUGUGAUUCUGCUAGUGGCUAUCGGUCUGAUAGCUUUUUAUUUUUACUCGACUAGAAAUCACAGUUACUGGUCUAAAAGAAAUGUGAAACAUGAGAAGCCCAUACCGAUUUUUGGAAAUCAUUUCCGAAAUAUAUUCGGUUACAAGAGUAUCACGGACAUAUCGGAAGAGCUCUACAACAAAUACAAAGAUGAGAAGGUGGUCGGCUACUACCGCGGGAACACGCCCGAGCUGAUCGUGCGGGACCCGGAGCUGGUGAAGCGGAUCCUGAACGUGGACUUCGCGUACUUCUACAUGCGCGGGCUCACGCGGAACGACGCGCUGGAGCCGCUGCUGCUGAGCCUGUUCCACGUGGAGGGGGACCGCUGGAAGCUGCUGCGGCAGCGGCUGACCAGCGCCUUCACCACGCACAAGCUGAAGGGCAUGUUCCCGCUGGUGGUGCAGUGCGCCGGCAAGCUGCAGGCGGCUGCGGCGGCGCUGGCGGCGCGCGCCGAGCCCUACGACGUGCGCGAGCUCAUGGCGCGCUUCACCACCGAGUUCAUCGGCGCCUGCGGCUUCGGCAUCGAGAUGGACACCAUCAACAACGAGCACUCCCAGUUCCGCGACCUGGGGAAACUCAUCUUCACUCCGUCCCUCAGAUCCGUGAUUUUGAUUGGACUCAUAGAAAUUUAUCCGAAUCUGAUGAACUAUGUGUCCGUAUCGAACAAGGAAAUUGAAAAAUCUAUAUUGCAAAUUUUCAACCAAAUUCGAGAACAACGUAACUAUAAACCCAUUGGUCGAAAUGAUUUCGUGGAUUUGCUUUUAGAAUUGGAACAAAAGGGGAAAAUUCAAGGAGAAUCCAUCGAAAAAAGAGAUUCUGAUGGUAAACCGAUACAAGUUGAGAUGGAUCUGGACAUGAAGGUUAUGGUCGCGCAACUGUUUGUGUUUUUCGCAGCUGGUUUUGAAACCUCCUCCUCAGCAACCAGCUUCACCUUGCAUCAGCUGGCAUAUAAUCCCGAUGUCCAGACCAGAAUCCAAGGAGAUAUCGACAGGGUUAUGACUAAAUACAACAACAAACUGUGUUACGAAUCUAUAUCAGAAAUGAAAUUACUUGAUAUGGCAUUCAAAGAAUCAAUGAGAAUGUUCCCAUCUCUUGGAGUCCUUAAUCGUGUGUGUGCGAAAAAAUAUGUCAUACCAGAACUGGGCAUCACGUUAGAUCCUGGAGUGAAAAUUUUGAUUCCUAUACAAGCUAUUCAAAAAGAUGAAAAGUAUUUCGAUAACCCAACCGAAUAUAGGCCAGAGAGAUUCACAGCUGAAGCAGAGAAAGAACGACACAAGUUUGUUUAUUUACCAUUUGGCGAAGGACCGCGUGCUUGCAUUGGAACCCGUCUCGGCCACAUGCAGUCUCUGGCCGGGCUGGCCGCGCUGCUGCACCGGUUCACCUUCGAGCCCUCAGCCCUGUCGUCCCCCACGCUGGAGGUCAACCCCUUCUCCAACGUGGUGCAGGGCAUCAAGAAGAAUAUCCUCUUGAAGAUUACUGAGAGAAAAGUUAAGAGCGCCUAAUUUUGUUGGUAGCUACAGUCCGUA
Plutella xylostella (diamondback moth) is the source of this 1614-nucleotide messenger RNA. RefSeq names its product cytochrome P450 6B7-like (gene CYP6AN2). The record is from RefSeq and is a predicted model, not a curated record. NCBI's taxonomy places the organism in Eukaryota, Metazoa, Arthropoda, Insecta, Lepidoptera, Plutellidae. Gene Ontology annotation, molecular function: iron ion binding; monooxygenase activity; heme binding.